CACGUGGUGGGCGUCCCCUUGCGCACGUGUGUUUGGCGCGUCGGAGUCGCCAUGCCUGCCGGCUGGGGGGCUGCCUUCGCCGCCGGGGCCGGUCUGUUGGGGGCGCUGGCCGCCUGCUCCGCAAAGCUGGCCCUGGGGGCGGAUUACCUGCGGGGAGCCUGCGCCGCGGUCGUCGGAGGCGAGGAGGCGGCCUCUGGUGCCUGCUCCUGGGUAAGAAGCGGGAUCUGCUCCCUCCCGAGGGCAGGAUCGGGCGCAGCAGCGCUACGUUUGGGCAGCUGGGGAGGGAUUUGUGGCCCGUUUGUCCCGGAAGAGACGAAAAAAAUUAAUGGAUGGAUGUAGCGACGCGCGCAAAAGCAGCUGGGAAGCCUCUGCAAGCGACCUUCCGAAAGCGCAUCAGUUUUCAUCCGUGCGUCUCAUCCUACGCUGUGCUUUUAGUGUCUCUGGGCUUGAUCCGUAUCCUGGAUCAAGGAGAUAUAUACACACACACGCGCCCACGCACACACACGGUUUUACAUAGGGGAAAGCAGAGAUUUAAAAGAAACACGGCAAGCGCCCCGAUGGUCCCGGUUUGUGCAAAGUUUUGGAGACGUCUUUAUAAACACGUUGCUUUGCGCGCGCCAGAAUUGCCAGUCUUGUCUGGGGUUCGGGGUGUCUUCGGAAUUAAAUUUGCGGCCGGGAGGCAAUUUUCUAAGGCAGAGAGGAGUCAUGGCUUUUCAGUGAAACAAAAGCAUCACAUUGGGACUUAAAGAGACUGAGCUGUGCGUUGGGAAAUCUCAUGUGCAAAUCUCACCUUUGCCAUGAGGUGGCUCUCGAGUUCUCGCUCUCCAGCUGCAAUAUGGUGAAGAAUCGUUAUACUGAGGUUCUUGUAGGAUUGCAAUUUGAUCAGAGAUGGGGAACCCUGCUGUAAAGUCAGCCCCGAAUUUAGGGAGCUGUGGGUGCAUAGGGCACCUUUCUGACAGGGCUCAGAAUAAUAAUAAUAAUAAUAAUAUCAAGAAAACCCGUUAAAAAAGGAACUGUUACCAAAAGGAACUAUUGUGAAAAUAAGAAAUAUCUAGGGGGAGUGGCAAAGGUCUUUGCUCAGGGCACCAUAUUACCAAGUCUGCCACUGGACAAGUCAACUCCAGCUUUCAGAAAUAAGAACCGUAGUGUCUUCUGCUUUGUUGUUGUUUAGUCGUUUAGUCGUGUCCGACUCUUCGUGACCCCAUGGACCAGAACACGUCAGGCACUCCUGUCUUCCACUGCCUCCCGUAGUUUGGUCAAACUCAUGCUGGCAGCUUCGAGAACACUGUCCAACCAUCUCGUCCUCUGUCGUCCCCUUCUCCUUGUGCCCUCCAUCUUUCCAAACAUCAGGGUCUUUUCCAGGGAGUCUUCUCUUCUCAUGAGGUGGCCAAAGUAUUGGAGCCUCAGCUUCACGAUCUGUCCUUCUAGUGAGCACUCAGGGCUGAUUUCCUUCAGAAUGGAUGGGUUUGAUCUUCUUGCAGUCCAUGGGACUCUCAAGAGUCUCCUCCAGUACCAUAAUUCAAAAGCAUCAACUAUUCGGCGAUCAGCCUUCUUUAUGGUCCAGCUCUCACUUCCAUACAUCCCUACUGGGAAAACAAUAGCUUUUACUAUACGAACCUUCUGCUAAGUCUUCUGCUAAGGGCGUCUAAACACAGAGUGCACAAGUGCUUCAGCUUGUGGGAAAUGGUAUCCCUUUUUUUGCAGAUGCCACAAGAAACCUGAGGAUUGUGAGACCCCCAUUCUGUGGCUUCUCCCCAGCCAGCCAGCCAGCCAGCUUCCUGAUGGUUGUGGUGCUGGAAUGAGUUACAGUUUGGGCUGCAUUGCCUUGAGCUUUUCACAGGACUCCAGCUCCCACAGUGCAGCUUACCUGCAAAGGUAAAUUUCAGGAUCAAAGUAAAGUUGGCUGGAUCUCCUGAUCUUUUCUUUAAAAAAUAGAUGAAAUGCAGCCACCGUGGGCCACCAACUUCUUCAUUCUUUCCUUCCGGCACAGAAUUGCCCUCCUCUUCAGUAUGUUUGCCCUGUAGUUGGAGGACAAGGAAGCAUCACCCUGCCUUCAGCUUCUCAGAGGGUAUAAAUGCUGUUCUUAAAAAAAUCAUAACUAAAAUUAUGCGGCAAACAGUAAGUGUGGAGGAGGGCAAAUCAGAAAAUCAAUACAGUGGUUCCUCGGGUUACAGACGCUUCUGGUUAUGCGAUUUCGGGUUGCGCACCACGCCAAACCCGGAAGUACCGGAACGGGUUACUUCUGGGUUUCAGCGCAUGCGCAGAAGCACUAAAUCACGCUUUGUGCAUGCGCAGAAGCACCAAAUUAUGACCCACGCAUGCGCAGACGCAGCGGGUUGCGAACGUGCCUCCCGCACGGAUCACGUUCGCAACCCGAGGUUCCACUGUACGUGGGAGAGGGUGAAAUACCCCAGGACUACAAUUUUGUAGCCUGCAUUUCCUUAGAAAUGCGCCCAUUGGGAGACCCAGCCACAGAUCUCCUGUGUAACAUGUAGUUUGUACUUAGAUCCUCCUGGAAGAUGCUUUUUUCCUCCUUUCUUGGCACACAGUGGGAAAUUGAUUGCUUCCCCAUUCAUCUUUAAGGUACAACACAAAAGCCUGCCUGGGUGGCCACCAGGUAACUGAAGGCACCCAAAGGUGUGGCAGAGGCCAGUUAAUCCCCACAGUGAAGCAACGCCUUUCUCUUCUCUGUUUAUUCAAAGGACCGUUUCUUUGUGCCCAUUCCGUGCUUGAUUCUCCCACCCGCACCCAUUUCUUUUCCUUCUGGUAUUCUGUCAGGUCCACCUUAUGUAAGCCUCCUGCUGUGUAGGGCAGACCCACAAAGGCAGGAUUUGCAUUAACAACAGAAACCACAUGUCCCUGUACAUAUUCACAGAGAUUUUCAGGGUCAUUUGCCCGUGGAGUUUCAUCCUUGACAGACACACUUGGGACCCAAAAUGCAGUGGGAAAUGCCUGAAGCAGGGCUUGGGUCACGCUGCAAGUCCACAAUAAUCAUAAUCAUCAUAAUUUAUUGACUUUUAGAAGACAUCUGAAGGCAGCCCUGUUUAGGGAAGUUUUUAAUGUUUGAAGUUUUAUUCUGUUUAAUAUUUUGUUGGGAGCCACCCAGAGUGGCUGGGGAAACCCAGCCAGAUGGGUGGGCUAUAAAUAAAUUAUUAUUAUAUUUUUAUUAUUUUUACUAUUUUUAUUAUUUUUAUAUUUUUUUAUUAUUUUUAUUAUUUUAUUAUUAUUAUUAUAUCCCAGCCAUCUGACUGGGUUUUCCCAGCCACUCUGGGUGGCUCGCAACAGAAUAAUAAUAAUAAUAAUAAAAUGAUAAAGCAUCCAACGUUAAAAACUUCCCUAAGCAGGGCCACCUUCGCAUUACCAUUCAAGAAGGGGAAAUGAGGCUAUCUUUUAGACCAUCCAUGAAGGUGGACAUACAAUCGUAUUCCCCUGUGUGUUUGCAUUUAUAUUACGGUGGCCAGAGUAGGGAUCCUGCACCUUAAAAUAGCAGUGUGGAAGAGGGAAUUGCAUGACAAGCUACCACUCUUCCUCACACCCAUUAAAGGUGAAGAGCCCUGCCCUCCUUUGCCUCAGGCCAGCCUAAGAUGCUGUGUAGUCAUGAACUGGCAGGAUGCUGACAGUGAGCACACCAGAGAGAGGGGGGCAGUGGUCUGUGGGGAACUGUACCAGCCGGGAGACAAGAGUCAGAGGCAGGAGAAGCUUCAGAGCUGGAGGGAGAGGCAGGCCGGACAAAGGGAAGUGUUUCCCCACCCUCUCCUGCACCACUGUUUCCUAGAACCAGAAGGGGGCUGAAAAGGGAUGAGCAGAGGACGUUGCCACACAGGCACAGUCUCUGGCUGCCUGUAUGCAGCCCAACAGGGGAAGGUACAUAAACUGGUGGAGGGAGAGUAGUCCCCUGUUGCUGCACUUGGUCCACAGAGUGCAGAUCUGGGAACAGCUGCCUAGUCUCUAGAUUGGUGUGUGUAGGAAUCCAGAGCUGUAGAAGCAACUGUGCUAUCUUUGUCAAUAAAGAGUUGACAAAGAGUUGCAUUGCCUGGAAAGUGCCCUUGACAUGUGUCCAGUGCUUCCUCGGGCCUGCGUGAGGGUGUAAGCUGCUUUGCCUCUACGUGUGUGGUUCUGUUUAAAUCAAUUUGCUCUGUGUGCGUAUGGCGUGCGUACGGAUAUCUCUGUCCCCCACAACAGGGCAAUAAGCAUGCAAAUCUCACCUGAAGUUGCAAAAGCUAUUUGCUAAUAGGAAAGAUUAUUUGCCAAGCGCAAUCGGACUUCGCUCAGAGUAAAUACUUCAGAACUUGCCAAUCAGAGUUUGUUUGAAGAAGGGUUCCUUGGAAUGCUAAAUUUAGUUGAGAAACGCUUAGUCAGUUUUUUUUUUCAUUUGGCUAAGCUGUUUCCUGAAUUGUAGAAGAAAGAUCCUGCUCAAGAAUGCUUGAAUUGGGUGAUGUCUCCUCACAUUUAAAACUCUUGACAGGCUCAUCCAUAAUCUUUUAGUAUUCCGCUCUGAGUUGUUUAUAUCACCGGCUUCUGAACCAGAGUGAAUCUAGAUCAGAACUUGGCUUUAGCUCACUCUGAGGAAAUGUGGGGCACAUAGGUAAUUAUAUAUAAUACACCAACAAAGAUCUAAACUGGGGCCAGAGUGGUCUUGUUUCUACUGACCCAUUUUGCUUUCUUUAUACUUAUGCGUAAAAAGCAGCUGAUUCUCCCCCCUGCCCAAGCAAGCCUGUUUCCGUAGCUGUUGCAGAAGAAGUGAAGCCAUUUCCUCCACAGGACAGAAGCCGAUGGAGCUAGCAAGGCAAAGCGCUUUGUCCCUGCUUGGCCAGCUCAGUCACUUACCUGGAGGGAAUUCCUGGUCGCCAGCGGUGACCAAAUGAGUGGUUAAAAACAAGGCUCCGCCAGAUGCAUCAUAACCAUCUGAAUAAAGUUGACCAGUGUCUGUUUAUACUUCUGAAAUUUAUGCCAUCAUGCACAGCUGUGAGUUUGUUCUUCCAGAAGGAUAGACUCAUAGCUGUCAACCGUCCCUUAUUUGGUGGGAAACUCCCUUAUCCCAGCACCGUGUCCUGCUGCUGUCCCUUAUUGAUGAUGUCUCUUAAAUUUCCUGGGUUUCAUGCUCACCUGGCUCGGGAGGGAAGCAGCAGCUCGGGGUCCUCCGCCACGCGAGAGAGCGCGCGCACGAGCUGCCGCGUCUCCGUCUCUCCCUUUUCCACCUCAGGGGUGUGUUGUGAGGAGACAGGUGGUGGUGGAGGGCGGGCAGGCAGCCCCUCUCUUGCGAGACUUCCGGCGCGCUGCCAAAGGAAGCCGGAGGCAGCAGUGGUGGCAGCGGCUGAGGAGGCGGCCUGAGGGAGGAGGAAGAGGAGGGGAUGGGGAGGGACGCAGAAGUGCGGCGCUUCAGCGGCGCCGCAACCGCCUCAUGCCGGGCUCGCGGGCGGCGUGGGCGAGAGUGUCUCUCCCUCCCCCCGCUCGGGCAAACUCCUUGCGCCAGGACGACGGCAGCCCCGACGUGCUGCUUAGCAUCCCCUCCAACCAGUGCAGCAUCUUAAUGUAGUGAUUUCCCCCUCUGCAUCCCUUUCAUAACUCUAUUUUUAUAAAUCAUUUGUCCACCCAUAGUUCAAAUUUUUACUACAAGUUUUCUGUCAAUCCUACAAAUGUAUGUAACUCUUUACAAUAGCUUUUCAACUAAAUUAUAAACUUUCCCCCUUCUUUAUUAAAGAGGUCCUCUUCCUGGUUUCUAAUUCUGCCUGUAAGCUUUGCCAUCUCGACGUCGUUCAUCAGUUUUGUCUGCCCCUCUUCUUUGGUGGGAGUUGUAGACCCUUAGGAUCAUGUAGUCCAACCCCUUGCAGAACACAGUCAGUGGCAGCCAAAGCAGCCUGGCUUCAUCAGUGCCGGAUUUCUGCAUAAACUAAGCCAAAAUCCCUUAUUUUGUGUGCUGGUCCCUUAUUUUCGAGGCUGCUGGUCCCUUAUUUUCAAAUCUGUAAGUUGACAGCUAUGGAUAGACUAUAGAAGUUGACUUUGUAGCUCUGGCUUCUAGAGACCAUAAGGACGUGCCUUCUUUUCCUCCAAACUCCAACCAUCGCCUCUGUGAUCCUAAAUUGUAUGGAGGAAGACAUACUACUACUAUUUUGUUGGCCUCUUCUGCAGUUCUCCUUCAUUCAUUCAUUUCUCUUGUUCUUUGUAUAAAGACUUGAGGGAUGAGAUUAUCACCCCUCUUUUAUUGUCCAUUCUGGGUCGCCCAACCACCGCCACAGUGUCUUUUCUCUUGGCAGCUCAAGAGGAGCAGGUAACAGCAAAGUUUGCAAAGUUUUUAGCUGCGGCAAUCGGAAUAAGAUCCACUAUUUGACUAUGGAUUCAAAACCCUAAAAUGUAUUUUAUAUAAUUGACUUUUUAAUUCUAUUCUUUGUAUAUCGUAUUGUUGUUUUAUUGCUAUAGCCGAUGGCUGACGCAAAUAAAGAUUCAUUCAUUCAUUCCUCCCCUGAAGAACUUCAUACAAACCGAAGAAUUGACCUGUGCCACAAACUAGAUUUAAUGCAUACUCGUAUCAGAGUGCGCUGUAAAGUGAUACCUAUAGUCUUUUAUAUACUAAACUUUUAUGCUCUUCCACAUCCGUUUAAUGCUCCUAACCCUUCUUUUAGAUUCUUAUAGUGUUUUUUAUAUACCUUCUGUUUUAAUACUUUUUAGCUUUCCAAAAUGAAUGUACCCCACCCUACUCAUGCUGGUCUAUGACCGUAAUAAAGAUUUGAUUGAUUGAAAACGAAGAAUGGAAAUUGCUCUGUCGCCAUUGGCACAGCAGAUUCAGAACAUGCAGAGCUCCCUGUUUUAACAAUGCAAUUCUCUCAGAUCUCGCAUCUCAUGAAAUGGGUGGGAAAUGCAGUGCGGUUAAAAUGUCCCUCCCCAAUUGUUCCACAGUUGCCCAUGAUGCUUCGCAUUGGAUGCGGUGGCCUCGUGCUUGCAUGCAACGCAGUAAUGUGGACUUUCUUUGCCAAAGCCUUAAGGUACUCCUCCUCCUCGGCUACAGCAACUUUGACCUCAACAGCGUCUAACUUCAUCUCUUCCGUAAGUACAAGUUACGCCUUAGGGACAGCCAGUGUGAUCGGUCAAAGCAUGUCCUGACUGCGUUUUUUAAAAAAUUAUUAUUGUUUUUAUUAAAGAUUUUCUUGAAUUACAAAGUACGUACAUUUGCGUGAUACUUUUGGAAGACCAGUUUUUGAGUGAAAUGAUGAAUUGGCAGGAAAUUCCUAUACAGUGGUACCUCAGGUUACAUACGCUUCAGGUUACAUACGCUUCAGGUUACAGACUCUGCUAACCCAGAAAUAGUACCUUGGGUUAAGAACUUUGCUUCAGGAUGAGAACAGAAAUUGUGCUCCGGCGGCACUGCAGCAGCAGGAGGCCCCAUUAGCUAAAGUGGUUCUUCAGGUUAAGAACAGACCUCCAGAACGAAUUAAGUACUUAACCCGAGGUACCACUGUACACCUUUUCUGUUCUUGGGUACUGUACUCCCUUCUCUACUUUUGUAACAUAAAUCAGGCUAGGAGAAAGAGCAGCGCCAUGAAAUUUAAGAAUUGAACUCCAAUGCUGCUAAUAAUAUAAUACGUUAAACCAGCACAAAAUAGUGAGGCGUUGCUGCUGGAGGAGAAAAUGGUAUUUUUAGUGGUGUUCCUUACUUUUAAAAAAUGUCUCUGAGCACGUACAUGAAUCCAGGUUGGCAACUUCCCUCAGUGCCAUCUUUCAGAGUUGCUUUUAACCAAACCUCUGAUAAUUCAGUCCUAAUUUAAUAGUGUCUUCUUGUAAAGUCCUUGGUUCAAGAACUCGCUUUCUGGAACCCCUUUAAUAGGUGCUUGCGAGGCGUGUGAGGUGAGCAAGGCACUCUAGCAGAGGGAAUCUUUAAAAAGAAGCUGUUUGUUCCUAAGAAGGAAAAUGAAAUGUCCAAAUGUAAAUGCAACGUAAAAUUUUGGGAUUAAAGCACCUAUUUUUCUCUGAUUUCAACGUACAGUGAUACCUUGGUUCUCAAACACCUUGCUUCCAAACAACUUGGAACCCGGACACUGCAAACCUGAAGUAAGUGUUCCGGUUUGCGAACAUUUUUCGGAAGCCUAACAUGUUACACUUCCGAUUUGAGUGCCACGCUUCUGUUAUGAGUGUUACUCUGAGGUCUGUCUGUUUUGGGCAUUUAUUUUGCUUUUUUUUCUGGUUCUUUUUGUGGCUGUGUUCAGCUACAGAUUGAUUGAUUGAUUGUGUGACCUGCAGUACAUUGUUUAUUGCUUUCGUUUUAUGGAUCAAUAGUCUCGUAGUAAAAUUCAUGUUAAAUUGCUGUUUUAAGGGUUAUUUUUAAAAGUACGGAACGGAUUGAUCCAUUUUGCAUUACUUUCUAUGGGAAAGCACGCCUUGGUUUUGGAACGGACUUCCGGAACGGAUUAAGUUUGAGAACCAAGGUACCACUGUAUUCAGCUGCCCAGACCCCAGGGGUGGGGAACAUCCAGCCAGUGGGCCAAGUUUGUUGCUAUUAUUACUAUGUCUAUCUUCUGCUCUUCCUUCCGAAGGAGUACAGGGUGGCAGUUGCUUGAGCAGAAGUCUCCUUCUUGUCUUUUCAGGCUUUUCUUGGCAAGUUGCUCUUUGGAGAGACUCAUGCCCUGUUGUGGUGGAUAGGAAUAUCCUUAACCCUUCUCGGGCUUUUGCUGCUCCACACGACACCACCCUUAGCAGAAGAAAAGAAGGAAAAGAAGAGAUGAAAACUCACCUGUGGGUUAAAACAACCACCACCCGGGCCUUCCGGCUUGCUUUACCUCGCCUGUUACCUCUCACUUUUCUUCAUUGGGAUGGAUUUUGAGCCGAUAUCGUCGUCGUCCUGCAAAGACUACCGCAUGGGUAGGCAAACUAAGGCCCGGGGGCCGGAUGCGGCCCAAUCGCCUUUUAAAUCCGGCCCGCGGAUGGUCCAGGAAUCAGCAUGUUUUUACAUGGGUAGAAUGUGCCCUUUUAUUUAAAAUGCAUCUCUGGGUUAUUUGCGGGGCAUAGGAAUUUGUUCAUAUUUUUUUCCCCAAAAUAUAGUCCGACCCCUCACAAGGUCUGAAGGACACUGGACCGGCCCCCUGCUAAAAAGGUUUGCUGACCCCUGGACUACGGGGACAAGGUGACAGUGCAACAUAGUAUGAAGGAGGAGGGCCUUUGAGGAGAGACAUUGGCAUCUCCCUGGCCUCUGAGGUAACACUUUGGGGCAUUUGGUAAAUGGCAGUUAACCACAGAGCUAGACUUCAAAUGUGGCCCAGAGCUACCAGGACUUCUUGAAGCGAAUCUUCUUUCACAGUUUCUAAAGGGGAUGCCAUUGGUCCCUUUGGUUAGGCUGUCAAGUCAAUGCAUUUGUCUGGACCAACAUGCGUGUCGAGCACUGACAUGUAUUCAUACAUGCACUACCCACAGGCUUAGGCUCUUCGGCUAGCAGUGCCAUUUUUCUAGAAAAAGAGGUGCCGGAGCUCACCAUGAACACCUCCUUUGUUCUCUUAGAAUGGCAAUGGCGCCCACCUGAGAGGUGCCAGAACUGAGUUCUGGCUGAAGAAAAGCCCUGUCUGCUAGCAUGCAUUUGUUACAAAUGUGUGUUUACCUGUAAUCUUAAUGCCCACGAGAAGUUCUCACACAGAAGAAAUAAUAAAGCAGGCAUGCCCAAAGUCCAUUUUGGGGGCCUAAUCCAGCCCGCCAUUUGGUUCAGUCCGGCCCCUGUGGCAGUUUAUUUCCUAGGGUAAACCCUAAAAAACGCUGAACAACUUCAAUCCAAAAAAAAAAGGUUGUCAACUUUGGUCAGCCCUCGCGCAUGUUCACUUCAUCAAAUCUGGCCCUCUUUGAAAAAAGUUUGGGCACCUCUGAAAUAAAGGAAGACUGGUUUAUUACAUGAAAUGAAAGUGACAGAAUAUACGAACGCUGCUUCAGACAGCAAAAUUGCAGUUUAAGCAAACAUCAAAUCCUGUACACCUUGAUCUAAAGAGCGAGGGGAUCCCUCACUAUUCCCAGAAGCCAGCAGAAAGUGAGUGCACAAUUUUGCCACAGAAGCCACACUAGCGAGAAGGGAAGGGCUUUUUUCAGCCAGAACUUGUCAGAACUCAAAUCCGGCCCAAGAGAACAAGGGAGGUGUUCAUGGUGAGUUCCAGCACCUUUUUUCCCUAGAAAAAUAGCACUGAAGAAGGGUAUAUGUGAUCUGUAGUGAAGCACACAAUCUGGCUGGUCCUUGUGAAAAAUGGUCAGUGUUGGAGCUUUGAGAGCUAACCAGCCAUUGAAAAUCCAGGGUUGAAAUACUGUUCUGAACCAGUGCAUUCUAAUGGCGAAGGAAGUGGGGCUUUUAGAUGAGCAAUUCUUAUAAUUUCAAUAUUUCUAUCGUUCUGUUGUCUCCUCCUAGAGUUUCCUGCCUGUUUCCCGUUUUGUUUAUUCUGCUUAAUUAAAAGUUGAAAGAAUAUAAUCCUGGUGAGCUAAAUGACUAAACUGGUUAUCCUUGUUUGUUUACUGUCUUAAACUUAUCUUGCUAUUUAUCUAGGUGGGAACCAUUCUUCUACAGGAGGUGUUGAUUAAAUUUGGCCAGUAACUAGAUUGCAUGUGCUGAUCUUGACACACAGGUGUUAGGAGCUCAAAAUGUCUCCUUGAUGCCUUCCAGGACAGGUUUGAGAUAAGACUGGCACCGGGUUCAAGAAAAGUUCAUAAUGGAGAUCUUUACUCAUAUUAAGUUAUGCCAGCCUUUACUCAUGUCGUGAUCUACGGUAAUAAACAAUAGAAAAAGUUCAGAUGGACAGACACCUCUUCACACUAAUUCUACAUUUGCUUGCCUCUCCCACUUCACAGAUUGUGUAUGUAUUUUACACCUAGUCUUUCUUUUAUCUGUUCCAGUUUAACUGCACGUAAUAGACUUUAAAUGACAGAGCCAAACUUGAAAACACAUGGAUUGAUGUUUCUGGGGACAUUGCUUGGUAUAAUCCCGUAGCAAUUGUUAGCCCACCUUUUUUGUCUUCUCGGCACCUAACCUUCACUUGUUCAAAUGUAAUCAGACCCUGAUAAGGCCGAAUUUGAAUCCAAAUUCAGCCAGAGUCACUGAGCUAACGACCAACCGCGAUGCCCAUUUGCCCAUCUGUGAAAUGGAAAGAGUAUGUGACCUCCUUAGGGUUUGUGGUAGACCAGGUGUGGGAAACAUGGUCUUCAUUUCAUAUAAGUGGUGAAGAAUAAAUGCAACAAGGAAGUGUGGUUUAGGCUGAAAUCUUAAGGAAUCUUCUUUUUUUUUAAAGAUUUUUAUUGAUACAGCAAGAAAAAAGAAAAAAACACAAAUACCAAAUUACACACAGGAAUAAUCAUAGACACAUAAUUUUCUUAGCAAACAAUAAAACAUAUAUUGGUCUUAACACUAAAGACCCGACCUCCUGUCUAUUCCAUAUUUUGAUUUCAUAUUACUUAUUGCCAAUACACACUUUUAUCAUAAUUAAACUUUUUCUUAAUAUAUCUAAUUUCUUAUAUCUACCUUGCAACUAUUACUGAAGUUCCUCGAAUGCUACAACAGAAUUUAAACUACUAUAUUUAUUUUUCAGAUAUUCUUUGAAAACCUCCCAUUUUGAAACAAAUUCCUGUUUUGAUUUAUUCUUUAUUUUUUCUGAUAGACCAUCUAAUUCGGCAUAUUCUGUCAGCUUUUGGAUCCAAUCUUGAAUAGAGGGGAUUUCAUUACUCUUCCAUUUUGCCGCAAUCAGAACUCAAGAAUCUUAAAGGAAAGUACAGGUAUCUCAAAGCAAAAGAUCUCAAAGCACAGGGAUCUCAAAAGCACCUAAUUUUCUGUGGCACCACUGUUUGCCUGUUCAUAAGACUUCUCGUGUCUGUUCUGUUCUUCCAUAGAACACACUACAUCAGGGUCUGUCGCACCUUUCUCAGAAAAAAAUAAUAAUUACCCAGCGCACCCCUGGAAAUCUACCUUCUUUAAGUGAACAAAGAUGCAAUGACAAAUUGGUGUUCUUUUUAUGUAUCUAUAUUUCUACCUACAUCCUACAACAUAGGAAAGAAAGAUGCUGUCGACGGACUUGACCACAGAUCGGUUUUAACUUGCAUUUUGUGUGUUUGUUUGGAAAAUAAAGUAAUCACUGCAACUUCAACUCUGCAUUACAUUGGUAAGCGUCAUUACACAACAGGUGAAAC
Molecule: messenger RNA, 12132 nt
Organism: Podarcis lilfordi (Lilford's wall lizard)
Lineage: Eukaryota; Metazoa; Chordata; Lepidosauria; Squamata; Lacertidae
Source: the annotation of a GenBank genome assembly